Molecule: messenger RNA, 1935 nt
Organism: Kogia breviceps (pygmy sperm whale)
Lineage: Eukaryota; Metazoa; Chordata; Mammalia; Artiodactyla; Physeteridae
Source: RefSeq, a predicted model, not a curated record
UAGUGACUUAGAAAAUCACAGUGUGCUUGAUUCUUACUUCUGAGUGCAUAUCAAAUGCUCUCUUGGAGUAGAAGAGACAUGCCAUACUUCUUUUUCCAUUUCUUCCUCUCCUGAGUUUCCAGCAGAGAGGACCUUAAGUGAGCAGAGAUUCUGGAAUAGGAAAAAUAAAACUAGUAAGUACUAGGAGAAGAGUGGGCACUCUUAUGGCACAAGGCACUCUCAUAAGUGGUGAGGAAGAAGAGUAGUUGAGAGGUAGGGAAGAGAAGGCAUUCCUUGGCAACACUGGAAAACAUUAGUAUACAUCCUUAUUUACUGCAUUGGCUGUAGCAGGGAGGUGUGCUAAUUCCUAAACUUCAUCUAAAAUUAAUAGCAGAAGUGUUCCCAAUUGUGCCUCUUAUUGGUGCAUCCUUUGUUUCAUUAUUUGAUUUGAGCCCUCUUCACCUUGACAUAGGUUCCAGGGAAAGUGGGGGCAAGGGACAAGAACAGUUUCAAGAGAUAUUUGGGAGAUAGAUUUAAUCCUAACAAAAACACUGUUAGUCAUCAGAUGUUAGUAUCAUUAGUCUCAUGGAAGAGAAGUAAUUUGCACAAGGUCAUAAGGUAAACAGCAAAACUUCAGCUCAGGUCUUUUGACUUCAAGUAUAGAGAUUGUCCCAGAAUAUCAUGUAUCCUCCCCAUGCAGGUGGGGAAAUGGUCCAGGUAAUUAAUAUCAGAACUGAGCCUGGGACAUAGGCAGUGACACUGAGAAUUGGACAUUAUACUGAUGAAGAGAUGCUACAGAUUAGGCAGGCUCUCUUUCCUUCCUUACAUAAGGAACCAUAUUUAGCUUUUUAAUAAUUCUCUAAUAUUUCUAUUUUCUUUAGGUUAUUGUUUGGAAGCAAUGAGUUUAAAACCUUUCACCUACCCAUUUCCGGAGACGAGGUUUCUUCAUGCAGGACCCAAUGUGUAUAAAUUCAAAAUUAGAUAUGGCAACAACAUCAGAGGGGAAGAGGUAGAAAACAAGGAAGUCAUCGUCCAGGAGCUAGAGGAUUCUAUUCGUGUGGUCUUGGGAAACCUGGAUGAUCUGCAGCCAUUUGCUACAGAACACUUCAUUGUAUUUCCCUAUAAAAGCAAAUGGGAGAGAGUGUCCCACCUGAAAUUCAAACACAGAGAGAUUGUCUUGGUCCCUUAUCCAUUUGUUUUCACUCUGUACGUGGAGAUGAAAUGGUUUCAUGAAAACCUGUCAACUGGAAAACCAAUAAACAGCAGUCCUCUUGGGUUGGUCCUGGCAGAGAGGAAAGCAGCAGAAGCCACGAUGAGGAAACGAAAACACGCAGAAGUGCCCAGCUCCCCAGCCUGGCCAGGGCUGGACAGGCCCAAGAAGGGGACUUCCAGUCAAGGGCUCAGCAAAAAGAAGGCCCCUAUGGAAACCAUGAGGAACAGAGAAAGAAAAACCCAGCAGGAACGGCAAGAGACCCCAGCAUUUGAUAUCACUGAUAUUCAGGACCAGGAUUCUAAGUGGGGGGACAGCCGAGCAGGGAAGAUUAUCCCACCACUGCAGCAAAACGAUCCCCCUCCUCCUGAAGGACGCACGGAGCUGGGAACCAGUGGCUUCUUUGGGUUUCUAAGCUCUCUCUUUCCGUUUCGGUAUUUCUUCAGAAGGAGCAGCCAGUGAGCCUCCUAAAUGCAGCGGUGGGAAGAACGUUAUCUCUUGCAGCGACUCCUCCCACUCCACUCUCUGCUUAUGACAUUCCAGUCAUGGGGAACAAGAGCCCCAAAGUCCCUGAGUCCUCUUGUGGGUUUGUCCUUUACAAUGGAAUGUCCAUUUGCCUCUUUACGAUGGAAUGUCCUUCCCCAGUUUAAAACACUAAGAAUGUAACUUUCUAAAAUGCUCUAGUCUGAGAAUUUUACUGCCCUGUGAGCCAGUUAGGUCUUUCAUCUGCAGCACUUAGAUUUCUA